This is a messenger RNA of Neltuma alba, 3185 nucleotides long. RefSeq names its product VPS35 endosomal protein sorting factor-like. Gene Ontology annotation, cellular component: endosome. The record is from RefSeq and is a predicted model, not a curated record. Bases 210 to 2927 code for a protein of 905 amino acids. Gene Ontology annotation, biological process: endocytic recycling. The transcript has 24 exons. Lineage: Eukaryota; Viridiplantae; Streptophyta; Magnoliopsida; Fabales; Fabaceae.
CUUCCUUCACAGAAGUAAUGCUGGCAAUCAGGACCCUCUGAAGCACCGUCCAGCGGAUUUGAUGUUGGUCUGAAGAGUGAAGUUCGAAGCGGUCGGCAUUUUGAGUGAACAAAUCUGAGCUUCACGACUAGGGACUUCUAGCAACGGGAAAAGCUCCCACUCCGAAACUACAGACUAAAACCUGAGAUCUUCCAUUUCAUCUGGUUUACAUGGAGUUCAGACCUCGCACUUAUGGUGCCUAUCAUUCUUCUCAUGUGCUUCCUCGCUUUCCCACUGAUAGCCAUCCAUUUGCGGCUCCAUCAAUUUCUGACAUCCAGGUUGAUACAGUUGACCUUGGUAACCAUGAAUUUCUUGAUCCACUGAGACGAUUGGAUGGAGAUGCAAAGGCUACUCCAUUUGAUCAUGAAAUGCCGAGUGAAGCUGCUAUUCAUCCACCAAUGAAGGAGUGGAGCUCUUUUAGAAGAUUACUACAGCAAAGGUUCCCAGUUUCCAAAAUGGUCUCUCUUUCUUCUGUUCCUGAGGUUAUGAUGAGGAGCGGAAAAUCUCUUGAGAAAUCCUCAAGUAUGCAUAUGGAGGAACUAGAUGAUCCACAGAAAUUUGCAGAUGAUGAGGUCAAGGUGAUUGCUUGGCAGGAAUAUGUUUCCCGACUGCAUGAGCUCAAAGAUGAAAUUGCUCAUUCUUGGCUUGUUGAUGAUCGUAUAACAUCCUUAAAGUUAUCUGUAAAAGUCGCUAAACUUCUAGUGGAUACAUCAAUUUUGCAGUUUUAUCCUACACUCUUUGUCCUUGUCACUGAUAUCAUGGACAUGCUUGGAGAUCUGGUCUGGCAAAGGAUAAAACAGAAGGCUAAGUUUUCCGCAGAUGGAACCUUACUUGGUAGCUUACCAGAAAACUUUAAAGCAGUUGAUAUUUGCUCUGAUGCUAAAGAAACUUGCAAUAACUGGUUUAGCAAAAUUGGUGCUGUGCGAGAGCUUCUUCCACGCAUUUACUUGGAGCUGGCAAUAUUACCUUGCUGGCGUUUUCUUCUUGAUGAGCCUCUGGACAGUCUGAAGCGCUUGGUAAUGAUGACCAGAGGGUUAGGAGAUCCAGUGGCAUUUGCUUACUGUCAUCUAUAUAUGGCUCACUGUGCCCAGAAGUUGCCUUCGCAUGAUAUAGGAUAUCUUGUUACAUGUCUUAAUGACCUCAGAGUUAUCUUGAUCCGAAUCUUAUCCCCAAAUGGAAGCAUUUAUGGAGACAAAAGAAAAUUGUUUGUCAGUCUGAUGGAACCAACCAUUGAGUAUGUUAUGAAUUGCAUAUUUAAGGGGAUGUCUCAGAUGCAAAUAAAUGAUGUUCUCCCUGAGCUUGGGUUGAGGAAGAAUCAACAGUCUUCUAGCAAUGUCACUUAUGUUUCAGUUGUUCUUCAUCAUUUAUUGAAGGAACUCCCAAUUGAAGUAAUUUUCUCAAAUACUAUAGAAAUCCUUCAUCUCAUUGAGUGUAGCGAGGAUAAAUCCUAUGAUCAGCAUAUGAAUUACAGAUUGCUUGGAUUUAGGCUGAAUGAAAGGAGAUGCCCAUGUGACAUCGCCAAAGCUGUGCUUGAUAAAGUCAUUCAGGUUGUUGAGCAGUAUGAUAGCUUACAUCAGUACCUGAAGGUUGUAGAUGCCUAUGCAGAUCUUAUUCUUCAGAAUGGAAUGGAUAAUCUUCUGGAGACCAUUUUAGAAGGCAUAUCAAGACGUGCAUAUAAAGGGGUUAUGGAAGAUGAAAUGCUAAGCCUGCAGUCUCUAUUGGUGAAGCUUCUUUCUCAUUUCAAAUGCCUGGAAGAUGUAUUUUUGCUGAAUCACUUUCCUAAAAUCUUAGAUAUAACGCACGGAAACACACGGAAUGUUGUCUUUAUGCACAUGCUUGAUAUGGCAACGAGGAAUUGUCGCAUAAUACACCCAACAACUAUACAGUUGCUUUAUGAAAUUUCUCAAACUCUACAUGAUGAUAUGGAAUUCAUGAAUGUUAAAGACGAUGAUAGCCAUGUGUCUCGGUUGAUCUCUCGCUUUGUUCACAUGGUAGAUUAUGGAGCAGACUUGGAACGCCAAUUAGCAUUUUUGGUUGAUUCUCGAGGAGCUUUCAGCAGACUAGAUGAACUUAAGGAAACUCUUGUUCACUCCAGCAACUGCUUAGCUAUUCAAGCCUUGAGAUCUAAAAAGCAUCUCAUUUUUGUCAAAUCCUGCAUAACAUUUAGUGAAAUCACAGUACCUUCCAUUUCCUCUCAGAGGAGGCAAUUUGAUCUUCUUCUAGAAACAGCAGAGGUUGCUUUACAAGGCGGCUUGUUUUCUCAUUCAGAUGAACUAAUCGACUCAGCAAUUGGCUGUUUGCAGAGUUCAGACGUAAUGGACGGAUAUCGAACCCAAACUGAUGUCGGGGGACUAGUCUCAUCAAUUACAAAGCUAUGCAGUUUAUUGGUUAUGGUUCCAGGUAAUUUGAAUCAAGGAUUCACCUAUUUCCCCAGUUACUUGUUCAGUGUGAUCAGAUCCCAAUCAUGGGUUGAACCAAAACUGAGGAUACGUACUUUUUCUGCUAUCAUUUUAUUAUUGUCGACUUUGUCACAAAGCAAACUUCCCUAUCAUGCAAAUGUGGAGGUUCCAGGCAAUGACACGUUAUACUAUGGUAAUUUAUCUUACAAACAAGAACUUGUUUCUUUGUCUAACCUUGUUCUUCAGAACUUGGUUAAUGCCAUUCAACAAGAGCCUUUGCAGGCUGCUAGAGGAAUUAUGGCGCUUGAAGCAUGCAACUCCAUCGCAUCAUCUUUCAAGUUAAGUGAUGAAGUAUCGUCUGUUUGUGUCUCACUGAUUGAAACUGCCAAGUCAUGUUUGGAUGGUCGAGACAGAUUUCUGCAGUCAACUAUUCAAUUUGUAGAAAAGCAGUUACCAGCUUCUGCGAGAGCCUUGCUGUCUUCUAUGUGAUUUGUAUUUGUUUAGGUUAGAUUUUGAUGUAGUUAACAAUAAAUUGCUUGCUCUGGUCUUUAGUUAUUUGUUUAGGUUAGAUUUUGAUGUAGUUAACAUUCAAGACGGGAGUCUGUAGCAUGGUUCUAAUAUCCAAGCAUACAUAUUGCAACUUCCAGGGAACCAUGCUAACACAUUAAAGACAAAUUAUGUGAACGUUUUACAAGCUUGGUAUACAUUAGAACUGAAGUCUGGGUAGACGAAAAAGGUUGAUGGAGC